Molecule: messenger RNA, 678 nt
Organism: Fibroporia radiculosa
Lineage: Eukaryota; Fungi; Basidiomycota; Agaricomycetes; Polyporales; Fibroporiaceae
Exons: 6
Coding region: 1-678 (225 amino acids)
Source: RefSeq, a predicted model, not a curated record
AUGUCGCACGGAAAGCAGUUCACGCUCUAUUCCCAUUCCUUUGGGCCCAAUGGCUGGAAGGUCGCCUUCGUGUUGAACGAGCUGGGCCUGCAGUACGAAACGAUCUACUUUGAUUUUGGUAAGAAAGAGCAGAAGGCGCCUGAGCAUAUCAAAUACAAUCCAAACGGCCGCAUUCCCACCUUAAUCGACCAUGGGAACAACGACUUUGUCGUCUGGGAAUCCAACGCAAUCAUGAUAUACCUUGUCGAAAAGUAUGACAAGGAACAUAAAAUUUCUGUCAGUGAUCCGAGCGAGAAGAUGUAUCAGCUGCAGUGGCUCUUCUUCCAGGCGUCUGGUCAAGGACCAUACUUCGGGCAGGCGGGAUGGUUCAUAUUAUGGCACCACGAAAAACUCCCGAGCGCAAUUGAGAGAUAUCAAAAGGAAGUCAUCCGCGUCUUCGGCGUUCUCGAAAGCGUCCUGUCGAAGCAGGACUGGCUCGUCGGUGGAAGAUGUACUAUUGUGGACCUGUCGUUCAUCACAUGGAACGAAGCAGCUAUAAAGCACAUGGUCCCGGAUUAUAAUGGAUUCAAUUUGGAGAAGGAUUUCCCGGCUGUUUACAAAUGGCAUAUCGCUUUAUUGGCAAGAGAAUCUGUCAGCAAGGUUCUCGAGGAGAAGGAAUCCCUGCUUGCAAAGAAAUGA